AUACGGACCUUUACGACUACUAUUCCCCAGACCUCCGUUCUUCCUUCUACGACAAUCACGUACUCUGUACAAACCGUUUUAUCUGCGGCGACCCCCGUCAGCUUGGCCUCGAGUGGGCAGGGCGUAUGUAUCGGGGACAGGCUCGACGCGUCCGCAGAUGGUCUCCUCGCUACAAUUGUUCUCUCCAGUGCUAUUGGACUCUUGUUAUGGUUAUUAUUCGCUAUUCUGCGCCUUCGCUUUCGUCAAAUUUAUGGUCUUAGAGAGUGGUUUGUACAACAAGAUCUCCGCCCAAAGCCACUCAAGCCCACAUUGUGGGCAUUCUUAUCUCCUCCUGUUCCCCUUGUUCCUUCCAUUCCGGUAGACGUAUCGGACGCAGGCGCAUCCCCCGUUGGUGACGCGCACCUCUUUCCCUCCGACGAGGAGCUUAGCCAACGCACGCUGUGGGUAUGCUUCCUCCUGUCAUCGGGCUGGUCGAUUCUCGGUCUUGCCGCCGCCUUGCCUCUAUACCUAGUAUCCACGCCCUGCAUUCAAGAGUCCGCUAGUCAACCUCGAUUUACAGGUUUCCUUUCGACCCUUCAGGAUCUCAGUCUACUACGUCUGCUGCAACUUCUCGGUGACAGGGACAUCUCGAUAUCUAACCCCCGUACUCAGACAAGAGCCAUAGUGGAUGGUAGCGAUGUCGCGAGCAACACGCGUAUUCGAAUCAUCAUCUUGACGGUUUUCGUGAUUGUUCUUGGCCUCAUACCUUCCUUGUGGAAGAUUCUUCACGAGUUUACUAAGCUCGCUGCCUUCCGGAGGCGCUGGCUAAACGUGCACCUGCGAGGGCUAGAAAUGGGAUGGCUGAGCGCCCGCGACGCGCCCGGCUUCUCUGGCUGGGGUGAAAAGCACUUCAAAGACUUCAUCACUAGGACCGGGUUAAGCUCCUCUUUUGAUAAUCGGCCGUCCAAUGAUAUCGGGCGCAACGGACACACCCAACGCUCCGGCGUGGAUGCACCUCUGGCAAGGGCCGAAGAGGAAAAGCUGGAUGUGGAUAUACAAAGUCUGUUCUCCAUAGGGGAUACCCAGCCGUUGGCGUUGUUAAUCGAAGAGAGAGAUGAGAUUCUUGAGAACCUUGAGAUUGCGGAGACAAAGUACAUCUCGUCAUUCCGGUUGUCAACGCCUGAUCCUUCGAUUGCGGAUUUCACUCCCGUGCCCGUGUCCGACACCGAAGGGAUCCCAUAUAUCAGUCGUCCGCGCGCAUUGAGGUCCACUGCUCGGAGACGAAGAGCUCGAAACCCUGCGUAUGCGUCAUCUUCACUUACACCAACAUCGUAUGUCGCCCCUUCGCAAUACUAUAAGCUAGGCAGUUUGAGGGGUGUGAACGGAGGACGAUUCGCGGACGAAGAAGAUCCAGGACCAAGCUUCUCCGAUAGCAUCCACCAGCGCGUCGUCGGAACGCGCUUCCAAGAAGUCAAUCAUAAUUCAAGCCUCUACGGGCGAUUGCCGCUGGGAAGCCACAUACGAUUGGAAGGUGGAGUUCUCAGCCCUGAGCCAAUACCUGUUCCAUCACCAUUACUCCCCGAUCCACGUCGCUUCGGACCGAAUUACGUCGAGCCUUCAACAGAUACCGAUGGCGGCAAUCCAUCUGAGUUAGACAAGUAUGAGGGUGAAAACAGCGAACGUUGGGUCGAUGUGGCACACGAGGCACCCAUUGAUUUUAGCAAGGACGAGUCGCCUCCUCUCGCGGAGGCUUCUCCGGUGCCCGCUCAUGAACCGAGCGAAGCGGGGAUGUUCAAUUUUGAACGACGGCCAAAGAUUUUCGGACCUUCACCCUCGGACCGUAUGGAUACCUUCCCACUUCGCAACCGAGGAGCGACGUCUCGCGCGAGCGAGGUCGCUCCUCCACACCUCCGUCUUCAGGCCCAGCCUCCUUUUGUUCGUCCGGUCACGGGGCUCGACCAUGACGACCUCGGGAUUGUCUACGCAGAUAUUCGGUCUUGGAGGACCAAGCUGAAGUCGAUCAACCAGGAGAUUGCCGAUGCCCAGAACGACGCAUAUAGUGACAUCGCAGACGGUGUCAGGAUCAAGGGAUGGUUGAUGGUCGGGAGAGGUUUGCGGUAUAUCCCAGGCAUGCAAUUGAUCGAGGGGAGAGCGAAGGAAGACGUCAGAUGGGAUGAACUGCAGGGUGAAAACGACCCAUUGAAUAGGCUCGUGUUUUGGGUGAUUGUGGCUAUGGCUGGAUGCCUCUUGGCUAUCGGAUUGACUGCUGCCGCUGGACUAGCUGUUGCAACAGCCCCCGACUAUGCACACUAUCUAACAUUUUUCCAGCCGCUGGCCAACCACAACAGUUUUACGACUGGACUAUCCACCGUCCUUGCUCCUGCCGUUGGCGCGACGCUUUUCAUUGCGAUUGCUAUCGCUGGUUUAUAUAAAUCCUCCCGCCUGAUCAGUACAGCUUCCGUCUCCGCUAAUCAGCUGAUAAUCUUCAAGACCGCGUUCUAUAUGUUGACAUUCGUCGCGGCGAUCUGGUUGACCGCCGCCGGUGCCAUCCUAUACGCUUUCGGAGCGCUUAGCACGAACACGAGUAGGGCAAAAACUAUUUCAGACGGCGCCAUCUACAUCUCUGUCCUUCUGCUUGCUAUCGUCAUCAAUGUCGCAAUCAUUUCUCCUGCCUUGCUCAUGCUACAGCCUCUUAGGCUUCGCCGUGUUUUGCGCAACGAAAAGGAGGCUGUCACUCCCCGUCAACGUUUCCGCGCUGUAUACCCUAGAACUUACAGCCCUUUGUUCGCGUCAAGCUGCUGUGUCCUCGCAGUAAUUUUCUCAUCUACUUACUCACUGAUCUUUCCCUUGAUGAGUCCUGCAGCCGCGGUGUUAUUAUUGCUUACUCUCAUCGCUCAUCGCUAUCUGAUCGGCUACGUAUAUGCACGAACCUUGUCUCAGACAGGGGGCCUUCUACAAAUGUGGCUUCUGAAACGCCUCGGGACUAUUCUGGCACUGCAACCUCUCCUUCUAGGAUUGAUCUUGCUCAGCAGACAGUUGUGGGCAGAAGGCGGUGUCCUUAUCGCAGCAGCUGUGUUCACCGUCGUCUUCGUAGAGGCAUAUACGUGUUUUAAGAUGCGACAACCGGGUCUGAACUCGCUCAGCCAUGUCACUCAGAAUUCAUUGGACACAUUCGCGAAAAGAGCUCGCCCGAAACGCAACCAGCGCUUAACGGAGGAGAGCUCCAGCUUCGCUAUUUCGGGACGAGCGGCACGAACCCGAGGAUCCAUGGCGUCCGUCCUAGAGAUGAUGUCCGUCACGCUAGCGGUCAUGCCAUCCACAACUCGCACACGGGGCCCAGUGCCACUUCAAACUGAAACGCUCAACGAUCUGACUGCAACUGAGCGAGCAGCACGCACCCAUCCUGAUGCACCGCCGUAUCUUCCGCCAUUGUCAUUCGCAGACCACGCAGAGGAAAUGUCGAGUAUCAUGUAUGCGCCGGAGCUUAUCGCUCCUGCUCCGAUCAUAUGGCUACCGAACGACUCGGCUGGCGUUGCGCGCUCGGAGGCCUACGAUCUGCAGCGAUACCACGAUCUACGGACGACGCUCGAUGUGCGUGCCAAAGAGGAUGUGCAUCCUCAGCGAUCGUCUUCGUCGCGCGCUCAUCGA
Messenger RNA from Heterobasidion irregulare TC 32-1, 3627 nucleotides. RefSeq lists its product as uncharacterized. NCBI's taxonomy places the organism in Eukaryota, Fungi, Basidiomycota, Agaricomycetes, Russulales, Bondarzewiaceae. The transcript has 10 exons. The record is from RefSeq and is a predicted model, not a curated record. The annotation marks the transcript as partial. Gene Ontology annotation, cellular component: plasma membrane. Gene Ontology annotation, molecular function: calcium-activated cation channel activity.